Molecule: messenger RNA, 2220 nt
Organism: Echinostoma caproni
Lineage: Eukaryota; Metazoa; Platyhelminthes; Trematoda; Plagiorchiida; Echinostomatidae
Source: the annotation of a GenBank genome assembly
GUGAGCGGUAAGGAUGCCGAACAAAAAGAUAAUGCAGACGACGUUCCAAUCUCGGACGACGAAGAAGAUCAGCAGUUGGCUCAGGGCUNUCAGGGCUCGGAUUCCGAUUCGUCCGCGGACGAUACUGUCGUUCGUUCCGGUCAUCUCAGGAGGCAGCCGCGGGUCUCAGUUGGAGCUGGGCGUCGUGCUGCAGUCGCUGCUGCUUCAGCCAAAUCCAAGGCGACGGGCUUCGGUGCAUGGGAGCGUCACACCAAAGGAAUAGGAAUGAAGUUGUUGGAACAGAUGGGCUAUCAACCAGGAAAAGGUCUUGGUUCCGAAGGUCAAGGUAUUACAACACCAGUGCAGGCCACACAACGUAUGGGAAAGACGGCUAUCGGAUAUUUUGGUUCCGAAACGGCUCCGGCUCCGCGGCGAGGUAAUGAAGCUCUGGAAUCUCAAGAAACUGCUACCUCAGCUAUAGAGACCGGACCUCGGUACAAGAAAAAGACUGCUAAGCCUAACAAGUCAGUCGAUUUCAAGACUGCAGAUGAGAUUGUUGCCAGUUUGUCUCCGGCAACCCCGGCUGCUGCUGUCCGUCGAUAUGGCUUAUUCCUUGAAAAUAGCGAAAUGUCCAAGGUAAAGGUUAUUGAUAUGACAAGCAAGGAGCAACGUGUUUAUUCCGGUUAUGAGGCCGCCUUGUCUCGUACGGCUCGGAACAGUCACGCUCCAGACGUCCUGGAUGACGAGGAUGGUCCGGAUGCGGAAGGCCGGCGAGUGGAGAAACGGCGAGAGGGUCAACUUUUCGACUGUCCCGCUUUGCGACACAAUCUCGGCUUGAUUCUUCAGUCGUGUGAAGAUGAAAUUCGUAAGGCCGAUAGGACUGCGCGUUUCGAGGAAGAUCGUGCGGUGGCAUUAGAACACGAAAUUGAAAAAUUGCAAGAGGUGGUGAAACACGAAUCCGCGGAAACCAAACGACUGAAAACUGCACUGGAUUUGAUUGAGAAGUUUGAGACAGAGGUCGCACACAAAGAAGGCGAGUUAGUUCCUGAUGAGAUAGCCUCCUGGCUGACACGUAUCCGUCAGGACUGUGGUGAUCUACCCGAAAUGCCCGUCCUCAUGGCUGCCAUUGUAAGACCCAUGCUGGACAAAUCAAUUGGCAAAUGGAAACCGUUGGUAGACCCCUCAUUCUGUUACCCAUUAUUAUCAAAAUGGCGUGGAUUCUUUCAAAAUACCUCCGCCUUCAAUGUGGUCUUGGAGACUACCUGGUUAAAUAGUUUGCGUCGCACGAUUGUAAACGAAUGGGAUCCACGCGACUGUGAACCGCUGCUCGAGGUCCUCGAGGUGUGGAAAUCGCUGUUGCCGGAAGAUUUGUUGGAACGACGUAUAUUGGAUCAGCUCAUUUUGCCCAAACUUCAGAAAUUGGGUCUGUGUUUGAACAAUUGGCAUCCAAGCGAUGGUUCAGCUCAUUCAGUCCUCAUGCCCUGGCGUAGUGUUGUGUCUGUGGGCGCAAUGUCUGCAUUCCUCAAUCGCCAUGUACUACCCAAACUGAGUCUUGCUUUGCAGCAGUUCAAGCUUAAUCCUGCCUCUCAGAACAUGGAUGCGUGGAAUUGGGUUAUGCGUUGGGCGGAUCUUCUGGGACCAGCAGUUGUUGUCAACUUGUUAGAACAACACUUUUGGUCCCGUUGGCUUACCGUUCUCUCUAAUUGGCUUGUCCAGGCAGUGGAAGCUCGUCAACGAGGAGAUCAGUCCGGAGCAGCGCAAGUUUAUCAAGAGGUUGGGCGCUGGUAUGCCGGUUGGAAAGGUCAGCUACCACCGGAGUGUAUGGAAUAUGCGAGUGUAAAAAGUGCAUUGACAAAAGCACUUGCUAUGAUGGAGCGAGCGAUGCGUGGAUUGCCACCAGAGGAAUCAAAACCAGCUGCUCCUGUCGUUGCCGCUGGUCCAUCCAACCCAAGCCGAUAUCCGCUUCCUGGUGCAAGACCAGUUCCGGUAUCCAAUUUUGCUGGAGCCCCACUGGUAGCUCCACCCCCUGUCACUUUGCGAAAACAAGUAGAGCAAGUUGCCGCACAACGUGGUUUUGUCUUUCAUCCAAUUCCCAACCGCAUGUUCGAAGGUCAACAAGUCUACCGUCUCGAGGGUCUGCAUGUGUUUUUUGAUCGAAACGUCAGCUUUGUGCACAAUCCAGUUGACGGAGGUUGGCACCCAGUAUCAUUUGCUGAACUGAUGACCAAGGCUCAGUACUAA